GAUUUUAACCGACCUCAGUCGUCGUUUGGCGCGCGUACAGUAAGCGCGCGUAAUUCGUCCGUGAUAAAGCGAGUGGUUAUUUCGUAAGUCCAAGGACGGCCAUUGUUGGCUAGAAAAAAAAUAUAAAAGAACAAAAUGCGUACUCUAUUCUUUAUGGUGCUGGCGGCCAUCUUGUGUAGCGCGUUGGCCAAGACCAAAAGAGAUGACAAUAAGGUGAAAAUUGCCGUAUACUACGAAGCGUUAUGUCCUGACAGCAAGCGGUUCAUUGUCUCCCAACUGGCGCCUGUCUGGAGAGACUUCAGGGGCGCGGUGAAAGUUAAAUUGGUGCCAUACGGCAAGGCUACUCACGACAAAGUGGACGGCAAAUGGCAGUUCACGUGCCAACACGGCCCUGAUGAGUGCUACGGGAAUAAGGUGCAAGCUUGUAUUCUGAAGGACCGCAGUUUGCAGGACACUGACAAGAUGGAGCUGGUUAUGUGUCUAAUGGGUACAGCCAGUCCUGAUAAAUCUCUAGACACCUGUCUAGGUCAAGUAAAUAAAUCUAAUAACUCGGAUAAGUUGAAGAGAUGCGCUGCGAGUGCGCAGGGCGACGCGCUGCUCGCCUCAUACGGAGACAAGACGGACUUAGUGCAACGUCCGCUGUCCUUCGUACCUACUAUCAUUAUAAAUGAGAAAUUCGAUCAAACAAUCCAAGAUCAAGCGGUCAAUGACCUGCGCGGGGUAGUGUGCCGCGUCGCCGUCAACAAGCCCGCCAGCUGCUAAUAAAGUUGCAACUUUUAUAAGUACAACGCCAUCUGUUGAUAAAAGCUUGUAAAGUACGCUAUAACCUCUAAUUUUCGUAAUCGCCGCUAGAUGGCGUUAUUUUUAACUUUUGUAUAAUUAUGUUCGUAGUACAAAAAUUGUAAAACCUUUAAGUGGCUAUGAUCAAAAGACGUCAAUUUCUUACUAAAAUUACCCCUAUUUCUUAUACAAGUACAAUUUAUAAUAAUUCAGUUAAGACUUUGUAUUCAAUUUUAGACUUUCUUUUAAGACAAUAACUUAGUUUUUAAGACAUUUGUAAUGUUUUUAAGAUAUUAAAUUUUAAGUACUUAC
Papilio polytes (common Mormon) is the source of this 1092-nucleotide messenger RNA. RefSeq names its product gamma-interferon-inducible lysosomal thiol reductase-like. The transcript is spliced from 7 exons. The record is from RefSeq and is a predicted model, not a curated record. NCBI's taxonomy places the organism in Eukaryota, Metazoa, Arthropoda, Insecta, Lepidoptera, Papilionidae. Bases 136 to 762 code for a protein of 208 amino acids. Gene Ontology annotation, molecular function: oxidoreductase activity, acting on a sulfur group of donors, disulfide as acceptor.